Molecule: messenger RNA, 9035 nt
Organism: Elgaria multicarinata webbii
Lineage: Eukaryota; Metazoa; Chordata; Lepidosauria; Squamata; Anguidae
Gene: NR3C1
Product: nuclear receptor subfamily 3 group C member 1
Exons: 9
Coding region: 262-2586 (774 amino acids)
Biological process (GO): regulation of transcription by RNA polymerase II; nuclear receptor-mediated glucocorticoid signaling pathway
Cellular component (GO): chromatin; nucleus
Molecular function (GO): nuclear receptor activity; zinc ion binding; steroid binding
Source: RefSeq, a predicted model, not a curated record
GUGUGUGGAGAGAAGAGGGAAGAGGAGCAGGUGAGGGCUGCUGGGUGUCUGUGCGGGGAGAAGCUGGGGGCGGCGGCUGAGCUCCUCGUCUGCAAAGGGGCGGCUGCCUUAACCCCCACCCCACACCCAAUCCCGUGCCCGGUAACUCUCCUUCCUUUGAGUCCCCCCACCAAGUUGUUUAUUCGCGUCGCUUCAGGCUGGAUCCAUGGAAGUUGGCGGUUAGAGGAGUCCCAGCGCCCCCACUGGAUAAGUAUUAAAAUAAUGGAGCCCAAAGAAUCACUAAAAUCCUCAGGAGGGGAAGAAGCAGGGAAAAGUGCUCACUUCCGUGACAAAGGAGGAAUUGUAAUUGAUUUUCAUCCAUCCUUUAGGGGUGGCGCUACUGUCAAGAGUUCUGCAUCUACAUCUCCCGUGCCUGCCUCUUCUCAGACUGACUCCAAGCAGCAACCUGUUCCGUGUGACUUGUCAAAGGGAUUAGGAAGUAAUGUGCCGCAGCCAGAUCUCUCCAAAGCAGUGUCACUCUCAAUGGGAUUGUAUAUGGGCGAGACAGAUGCAAAAGUGAUGGGAAACGAACUUGGAUUUCCUCAGCAGGGCCAAAUCAGUCUCUCUUCUGGGGAGACAGAUUUUAGGCUCCUUGAAGAAAGCAUUGCAAGCUUGAAUAAGUCCUCUAGCCUGGCAGAAGGCUCGAAGGGUACUGUGUCUGUCGAUGUUCCCUUAGAACCAGGUUUCUCAAGCAUGGCUAGUCGUGAUCUUAGUUUAGAUCAAGGGGCUUUAGCACAAGGCCAGGUUGGUACUAAUGGUGGCAACUUGAAGCUGUUUCCUGAUGACCAAAGCACCUUUGAUAUUUUGCAAGAUUUUGAUUUGCCACCAGUGUCUCCAGGAAAGGAAACAAAUGGGAGCCCUUGGAGAAUGGACCCCAUACUGGAUGAAAAUAGCUUGCUUUCACCUCUUGGUGGAGAUGAGGGUUUUCUCCUGGAAGGAAAUGAAAUGGAGGACUGCAAACCUCCCAUUUUACCAGACACUAAGCCGAAAAUUAACGAGUGUGGGGAUCUUUUGCCCAGUUCCACAAUGCAAAUGCCACAAGUGAAGACUGAGAAGGAAGAUUUUAUUGAACUGUGCACCCCUGGGGUAAUAAAGCAGGAGAAAAUAGGCACAGUUUAUUGUCAGGCUAAUUUCUCUGGGUCAAGUAUGCGUGGAAAUAAAACAUCUGCUAUUUCUAUUCAUGGUGUCAGCACUUCUGGAGGACAAAUCUACCACUAUGACUUGAACACGGCAUCUGUCACUCAACAGCAGGAUCAGAAACCAGUUUUCAAUGCCAUUCCAUCUCAUCCUGCUGGUUCAGAAAAUUGGAAUAGGUGCCAGGGCUCUGGGGAUGAUGCCCUUACACCAAUGGGGGCUUUGAAUUUUUCUGGUAGAUCUGUCUUCUCUAAUGGGUAUACAAGCCCUGGAAUGAGAUCUGAUGUAAGCACUUCACCAUCUACCUCUUCAGCAACUACGGGACCACCUCCCAAGCUCUGCCUUGUUUGCUCAGAUGAGGCUUCUGGGUGUCAUUAUGGUGUCCUAACUUGUGGCAGCUGCAAAGUAUUCUUCAAAAGAGCUGUGGAAGGGCAGCACAAUUAUCUCUGUGCUGGAAGAAAUGAUUGUAUUAUUGACAAAAUUCGGAGAAAAAACUGCCCAGCUUGCCGCUACCGGAAAUGUCUUCAAGCAGGCAUGAACUUAGAAGCCCGAAAGACAAAGAAGAAAAUAAAAGGAAUUCAGCAAUCCAGCAUGACUGCAGGGAGGGACAGUACUGAAAAUCCUGUAAACAAGGCAAUAGUUCCUGCCUCCUUGCCACAGCUAACUCCUACCCUGGUUUCCCUACUGGAAGUUAUUGAGCCAGAAGUCUUGUUUUCAGGCUAUGACAGUACAAUACCAGACACAACUUGGCGUAUAAUGUCAACUCUCAAUAUGCUGGGAGGAAGGCAAGUGGUAGCUGCAGUGAAAUGGGCAAAGGCAAUACCAGGUUUCAGAAACUUGCAUCUGGAUGACCAAAUGACCCUUCUGCAGUAUUCGUGGAUGUUUCUGAUGUCUUUUGCUUUAGGAUGGAGAUCAUAUAAACAGUCUAAUGGGAGCCUGCUGUGUUUUGCACCAGAUUUGAUAAUUAAUGAGCAGAGAAUGAAUUUACCUUGUAUGUAUGAACAAUGCAAACGUUUGCUGAUGGUUACUAAUGAGUUCGCACGGCUUCAAGUUUCAUACGAAGAAUACCUCUGCAUGAAAACUUUGCUGCUUCUCUCUACAAUUCCCAAGGAAGGCUUGAAGAGUCAGGCCCUGUUCGAUGAAAUUCGUAUGACCUACAUCAAAGAGUUGGGGAAAGCCAUAGUGAAGAGAGAAGGGAACUCGAGUCAGAACUGGCAGCGAUUUUAUCAACUGACGAAACUUUUGGACUCCAUGCACGAUGUGGUUGAGAAUCUUCUAAGUUUUUGCUUCCAAACGUUUUUGGAUAAAUCCAUGAGUAUUGAGUUUCCAGAAAUGUUGGCAGAAAUCAUCAGCAAUCAAUUACCAAAAUAUUCAAAUGGGAAUAUCAAGAAACUCUUAUUUCAUCAGAAGUGACUGCCUUAAUACAGAAAGAUUGCCUUAAGGAAAAAAAUCAAAUUAUAGCUUCUUUUUUAUAAACUAAAAGACUUGUUAAUUUUGUCCUUGCAUCUAUAUUGGGUGUUCUUGUUUUUGUUUUGUAAUUAUGCACUACAUGUGGUUUACAGAGGGCCAAGACCUAGGUUUCAAAAGCAGAUGCCUCAAACUGACUGAUUACAGGAAGAAGGAAAGGAAAGAAACAUGGCUUGGGAUUUUUCCUCCACAUAUACCAUCAUACUGGCAGUAUAAGACGCACCAAAAGCAGCGGUGUGAAGUUCAGGAUCUACAUUGUCAACAUUCUGCUAGGAAUUUCUACAGUUGGCUGAAUAAAAUAUUCUAGGUUUUUGUUUUGGUAUAGAUUUUUUGUAUAGUUAAAGUAGCAUUUUUGAUUUAUGCAUGUAACAUGAAGAAAGUUUACAACUGUAUAUCAGAAAAGGGAAGUUGUGCCUUUUAUAGCUAUUACUGUCUGGUUUUAGCAAUUUCCUUUAACUUUAUAUACAGUGAACUAAGCUUGCUCAUUUUUUCUUACAUAAUUUUUGUAAAACUUCAAGAUGCCUAUUGUACAGCUGUUUUUUAAAGUGGGGCAGCUCAUAGCUUAAUGACCUCUAGAUAUUAAUCUUUUAAGUAUAUUCAUGUGAAUAUAGGUUGGCUUUUCUAUUCUGAUCAAGACUGUCAUAGUAACCCUUCUAAAUUUGUCCUAUAAAUUUAGCCUUCUUCAAGGAACAUAGGGGAUUGAGAUGUAUUCCAAAUCUAACCUGAACACUGGAAAUGCAUAAUUUUGAUAUUGGUCAAAUUUGUUAUUUGAGCUACUGGAAAAAUAGCUCUGUCUUAAACAGUUGUGUAUGAACACAAACUUUAAAAAGAAGCAGCCUAGAUAAAUAUUUGCAUAUAAUGCAAUAGCCAUAAUUGUAAGGAUCUUGGGCUGGAUUGACAGUAAAAAGAUCAAUCUAGACUGCCCAUCAGGAAAUCUUCAGGAAAAUAUGCAUUAUUGUUUAAAAGUUUACUUCUUUAUGGAGAAAUUAACUUUUUUCCAUACUCAGUUUAUUGCCAUAUGUGUGUACUUUGUGUAUAUCAGUGUAUAUUAUAUAUACAGUGGCCACAAUCCAGAGCAGCUGUAAGGUGCAGAACAAAAUUGAUGUGCAGAUAAAUUGGCAUGUCUACUGUUCUCCUUGGACUUAACUGAGAAGCAGCAAAACCUGUGCUUUUUUUAAAAAAAAAAUUAGGAGAACAAUAUUUGUAAUGAAUUCAUAUUUUUCACCAAAAAAGUGCAAAGUUGCCUCUAUCGGGUUCUCAGAACUGUUGAAUUACAGCCAUUGGCCCCAUUCCAAAAAAAGUCUUCUCCCUUCCACCCAAGCUGUGAUCAGUACUGCUAGUUCUGAUAAUCGGUGAGGAAGGCAGGGCAUGGAUACAAGGACUGAUUUAGAGCUGAUAGUGCUGUUCAUCUCGUGGGCAGUGCACGUCCAGUGCAGAAGUCCUCUGCGUCCUGAACACCAGGGCCUACCCUCAUGGCAGCUUUUUGCACUCCUAGUAAAGCAGAUCGAUAAGCAGAAAGAAGCCAGUUUCCGCUUGCAGAUCACUCACUGGACUGAGGCAAACGUGUACAACCCUGACUUGAUUUUAAGAUGAUGGAUAAAUUUCUAUUGACUUUCACAGUCAACAGUCAGGAACUAUAUUUACACGUAUACAUACUUUACAUAUAAAUACAUACAUGCAAAUAACAUUGAUUUACAAAAUAGUUGCAAUUAUGCCCAAUAUAUAUAAUGUUUAUAAGGUUUCUUAAAAGAUUUUACUUCAAAUAAGAUUUUUACCUUUAUGCGAAGAAGAAAAUAGACCAAACUACAAGAAGAAGAAGAAAACUUGUGGAAAAUAAAAAAAAAAUCCCAAACCUGUAUAUGGUUACGCACCCAUUUUCACUUUGUCACCCAAAUGAACCUACCUUGUUUCCUGGAAAACAUGAAGUUUCCGCUACUGAUUUUGUGACUUAGAGUAGGACUUAAUCUCUGUACAGCUCCAACCCUUCUGUAUCAAACUACUAGUGUGCCAUAAAACAACCAUAUAUGUCUUGUGAAUUUUUCCUUGUCAUUUUUUUUCUAUUUUAAACAAUUUGUAAGCUGUAGUAGCCCAUCCUCUGAGCACUUUAGGAAUUUUCAGAAAAUUUAAAAUGCUACGCCACUCUAAAGAAAGAAGACAAAGACUUUUGCUCUAAGUGGCCUAAAUGUUUCUGUAAAAGAAUAAUUAUAAUAAUGGGGUUUAAUAACCUAACAGGAGUUAUCAAUCAAAAUUUGAUAUGAAGCUACUAAUAUAUUUUUGUUUAAUUAUACUUUCAGAUAUAUAUAUAAUUUGGUAGUGUUGGUUGAAGAAAAGAAAGGAAGAGCUACUACAGCUUUAAAAGCAGUUAAUCAAAUUAUUGUAAAAUAGCUUGUAUAGUGUAUCAUAAGAAUGGUUUUUAGAUGACAGAUUGCUUUAUCAUGACACGUGAUAUAUUUUUUCUAGGGGUCACAAAUGUGUUUGAAUGGUAACCCAUACAAAUUGUGGUUUGUCUGGAAGUAUUAAUCCUGGCAGCAUUGUACUGAAGUAUCUCAAGAGGUACUCUAGUUUUAUUAUGUGUGCUUCUGUUGUUGUUGUUUCCCCCCUUUUUUCCAUUUCUUUUCUUUCCUUUUUUUAUUUUUAAAGGAACUUGUCCAUAUUCAGGGGGAGUUCCUGGGGCUGAAACCUAAAUCCGUUAUACUGCUGGAAGAAAAAGCAUGGGCUGGGAAUGGAAUGUAAUGAUCCAGCCUGUGUCCUUGGUCCCCUCACAUUCCAAGACUACGCCUGCAGCAGCUGUGCAGGUAUAUUUGACCCCUAUUGCAGAUAACAUAAACUGAAGUAGUGUGUUCAUGUACGCAUUUGCCUAUAUGUUCACACCACUGAAUAUCUGGGGUUACUUUCAUGUGUAACCUCGCAGAGCACAGCAAAACAGCUAGACAAAUUUGGCAAUAAAAUGCAUACAGGUACCAGCAAUAUGUAAAUAAUAGAACAUAGUUUGGUCACAGUCUACUAAAUACAUUUCUAAUUAUUCAACAAAAAUGUUCCUGGUAAAAUAGUAAUUUUACCUGAGCAGUUUUGUCUUUCCUUAAUUCUCUUUUUAAAUGUUAGGCUUAUAAAUGAAACCCCCUAGCUGUUAGAGUCAAUACUUGGGAGUAAAGUAUCACAUUUAAUAACAGUAACCAUUCUUUGUGGUUUCUGUGCAGUCCCUCAAUUGGGUGUUGCACCUAUGCCCAAGCAUCAUGGGGAACCUCUAGGCCUAGUCAAGGAGCUGGCACUCCUGCACUUCCUUUUAGCCAGAAGCAAGCCUCAUUUUGUAUGCUGGGGCGGGGGGGGGGGGGGAGUGGAUAGGAUGAACACCUUCCUCACACAGUGCUCUUGUGACUGCUGCACAGCAGCAUCACUCAGAAUGUUCUGCAUGAGUUUCUCUCUAUGAGCUUUUUCUGUAACAGUGCCAGCUUCCUGACUAGUGUUCUAGAUGGUUCUGAAGAUGUUCUGCCCAGGCAUAGAACACAAUUGUUUUAUUGCACAGAUGAUCACGCAAAGAACACCCACAAACAGGUAAGCAACCUGUCUUUCUUACUGAAUAAGCUCUUUAUGUAUGUUUAACAGUUUAACUAAGCUUCAGAGACUAUUUUAAUGGUAGUUUGCAAACAAUUGGGAUGAAAAUGUGUAUUCUGCCUGUUUUUAGCAGACUCAACAGACUCAAGUAAUUGGUAUCAAAAAGGCUCCUGUAUAGUAAAGCAUGGGGGAAAUUUGGAAAGUUACACUUGGGAAGUGAUGUGUAUUGAACAUUUUCAUCCCUGAUACCAAGUUUAAGAAAGCUAGCAGUGUGUGCAUUGACAAAUUUUCUGUGGUUGUUUACCAACACAACUGAGGUACACAGAAAUCAAUACUAUGACUACAUGCAAACAAGUACUUUAGUGGUGGGAAAGAGGCUCUAAUUAUUUUGAUUUCAUGUAUUUGUUCAGUUUAUGGACUUUGGGUUCACUUUUUAAAAAAUGCAAUUGUUGAUUCUGGAAAAGAACUUUCAGUUAAAUGUGUUGUUAAGGUUUUAAACACAAGCCAUUUAAAGUACAUAAGCAUUCAACAAAACAUGUGUUUCUUGUCUGGCUAGUUUUUUCAUGCUGGGGGAAUUUCAAAUAAAGCAGGGAAAAUUCUGACUUCUGUCUCUUCAGUGCCUUGCCAUAUCAUACUGACAUGGAAAUGAUUUGGAUACCCCCAGAUAUGCAUGCUGUAUGUUAGAAUUGCAUAUGGAAAGUAAUAGGAAUGGUCUUUCACAGGAUAUGUUAGAGCAUGCAGUUGGAGAGAGAAUUUUUUAUAGCUCUUGCAUCAGUAAAGCAAAGGAUGAGAGCCUUAGGCUAUAAAUCUGAGCAUAUUUAUUUUGAAGUAAACCUAUGUGGGACUGACUUCCAAAUAAAUGUGUUUAGGAUUAGUUUGCCAAUCUUGCCAACCAAAUUAAACCAAAAAUGCAACUCUGAAUUAUCUUGAAAACGGCAGAGAAGUACAACGUGCGCACAAGGGUGGGAACAAGUGCCAACUACCUUUUAAAAUGCAGCCUCUUCGCUUUUUCAACAUAGCUACGUAUUAGGAACAGAGGAGGAAAGAAGGCAGUUGGUAGAGAAAUCAUGACUAAGAUUAGUCCUGUUCACCAUCCUCCUUAUACACGCAUGUAAGACUUGAGUGAUUGCAAAUAUGUAGGAGCACCAGGAUCAUAAGGGUAACCCAUCUUUUCGUUCAAUAUGCAGAAAGUUGAUGGGACCUUAAUUCUAAAUGGUGGUGUGUGCUGUGAUACUGAUUGCGCAAAGAACUUAACCCUCCUACACUUGCAAACAAACAAAAAAAACCACCUUUGAUCAGAUAUUAUGGUCAUGUCGACCCCUCCUCCCACCCCACCCCCAAUUUAGUUAGGUGUCAGAUAUCAUUCCGUUUUACAAAAAAACAAAAUUGUAUUAAAGGUUUUAUACAGGGAUACAAUGACACAGGGAUGGUAUCUGGAGGUCCCUACAGGAGACUUGGGAGUUGGAGGGGGAAAUAUACUUUCCUCUCAAAUUUGAGGACUGGAUCCAAAGGUACCUUUUUUUUUUUCUGCAGAAGGUGUGUCCUGUUCACAGCAGUUUGUUACACCUUGUGCCAAAGGAAAUGAAACUAAAUCCAAAGAUGUUCUUCUGUUUGCACAAACAGAAGCCUGAAAACUGCUAUGGAAUCUACCCAUUAUCUACUGCAUAAAUCCAUCCCUUAGUGCUUGUGUAAGCGUUUGCAAAGCUGCAUUACUGGCUAUUUUCAUUCCACUCUCAAUUAUUAAGAUGCAACCCCAAAAGUAGAAAUACGUUUUUUGGUCUUUUUAAAAAGCAAUCUCCUUAUCUUUACUGCUGCAUUAGCAUAAACUAGCUAUUCCAGGUCUUCAUCAUGCUGGGGUUUUCAUCAUUUAUACCCCCAUUCCACUUCAAUAAAAUCCUUUAAAAAUAACACGCACAGAAACGUGGGCGUUGAAACACCACAGAACAACAGACCACAAUUAGUUCAGAAAAAUACAUGGGUGAUAAAAUAACACGGGGCGGGGGGACAUUUUACACAUUCUUAAUGGCCCCUUUUGAUCAGUUAUGGCCCCAGAGUGUAGGAGGGUUAAGACGAAUACUUCUGAGAAGGGGUGUUGAGGCCCUGGGGUUUGAGCCACUUUGCUGAAGUAUUUCUUAGAAAGGGACCAGAGUCUCCAACCUCUUUCAGAACAACUUCACGCCACCCGACCCAUCUUCGAAUGAAUUGGAUUGUCACCCUUAAUGUACUCACAUUUUCAUGCUACUGCUGUUAUAGAGGAACAAUACUUUCAGGCAAGGAAUAGAGCCUCAUGUUAUUGGAAAACAUUGCAGGGCCUUUUUUGGAAGCCUUUUGUUUUCUAGUAAAAGACAGUGUAUAUGAAAAUAGCCACCUCCUGUCCUUAUCCACCCCAUCCCACGCAACAGGCUUAAUAGCACGGAUUCAAUAGUGUGUCAACAUUCUAUUUUGUAUAUUCUACAAAAGAUAUAUAAUGGGGACAAAAACUAUAUUAUGCUGGUGUAUGGCAUUAUUAAAAAGCUUUUUCAUUAUUUUUAUCACGGUAAUUUUAAACAGUGUAAAAAUUAAAACAAGUGACUCCUGUUUAAAAAUAACAAGUUGUAGUUUUUUUUAUUCAUGCCGAAUAACUCUGUAGUAACAAUGUCUUUCCACCUACUCAGUGAAAUGUUGGACUGUAAAAUUGUGUGGAACUGUUGAGCAUUUAUUUUUUAUUUUAAAUUUUGCUGUUCUAGUAAAUUCAAAGCCACACGUCUGUACAGAAGUUGCAGUAAAUGUAAGCCAUUUACAGCAAUGCUGAAUAAUGGACAAAAUGACAUAAUAAAAACCUGCUUUUUCAUUACAUGUUCAAA